Messenger RNA from Eptesicus fuscus (big brown bat), 1057 nucleotides. RefSeq names its product Src homology 2 domain containing transforming protein D (gene SHD). Gene Ontology annotation, molecular function: phosphotyrosine residue binding. Lineage: Eukaryota; Metazoa; Chordata; Mammalia; Chiroptera; Vespertilionidae. The transcript is spliced from 6 exons. The record is from RefSeq and is a predicted model, not a curated record. The coding region runs from base 1 to 1047 and encodes 348 amino acids.
AUGGCCAAGUGGCUACGGGACUACCUGAGCUUCGGCGGGCGGAGGCCCCCUCCGCAGCCACCCACUCCCGACUACACGGAGAGCGACAUCCUGCGGGCCUACCUGGAGCAGAAGAAUCUGGACUUCGAGGACCCUUAUGAGGACGCGGACAGCCGCCCGGAGCCGGACCCCGCGGGCCCCGGGGACUCCAAGUACGACUCCCCCAAGCACCGGCUCAUCAAGGUGGAGGCCGCCGACAUGGCCGAGGUGGCCAGAGCCAAGGUCUUGCUGGGCAGUGCAGGGGCAGAGUCAGAAGUUGACACUGAGUACUCGGACCCCUUUGAUGCCCAGCCUCAUCCGCCACCCUCAGAUGAUGGCUACAUGGAACCCUAUGAUGCCCAGCGGGUCGUGAGUGAACUGCCUUGCAGGGCAGUGCAGCUGUAUGACACUCCCUAUGAGGAGCAGGAUGGAGAGCCAGGAGACAGGCCUUUUUCAGGGCAAAGGCCUGGACAGAGCCGGCAGCCCCAGGAAGAUGAAAGGCCAGCGGAUGAGUAUGAUCAGCCCUGGGAGUGGAAGAAAGAUCACAUCUCCAAGGCAUUUGCAGUGCAGUUUGACAGUCCUGAGUGGGAAAGGACCCCAGGCUCGGCCAAGGAGCUCCGGAAACCCCCACCCAGAAGCCCCCAUCUGGCAGAGCGUGUGGACCCUGCCCUGCCCCUGGAGAAGCAGCCGUGGUUUCACGGCCCCCUGAGCCGGGCAGACGCCGAGAACCUCCUCUUGCUCUGCAAGGAAGGCAGCUACCUCGUGCGGCUCAGCGAGACCAGCCCCCAAGACUGCUCCCUGUCCCUCAGAAGCAGCCAGGGCUUCCUGCAUCUGAAGUUCGCGUGGACACGAGAGAACCAGUUGGUGCUGGGUCAGCACAGCGGCCCCUUCGCCAGUGUCCCCGAGCUGGUGCUCCAUUACAGCUCGCGCCCGCUGCCCGUGCAGGGCGCCGAGCACCUGGCCCUGCUGUACCCGGUGGUCACACCGAGCCCCUGCGCCGGGGCCUCUGCCCCCGGCCCUGCUCCCUGAGGCUGAUUCA